This is a messenger RNA of Cuscuta campestris, 682 nucleotides long. The record is from the annotation of a GenBank genome assembly. NCBI's taxonomy places the organism in Eukaryota, Viridiplantae, Streptophyta, Magnoliopsida, Solanales, Convolvulaceae.
AUAUACGCAGAUCUCAGAAGAAAAAUCACAGAGGGCUUCAACGCCGCUGCAUUUUCGUAUUGGCUGAGAAUCCAGGGAGAUAUAGCAUUUUCCUCAUCGCAUCAAUUCUACUAUGGCCGACGAGAUUGAACUGAAGACCGCUCCAGCUGAUUUUCGAUUUCCUACAACAAAUCAGACCAGGCAUUGUUUCACACGCUAUGUUGAAUUUCACAGGUGUGUGGCAGCAAAAGGAGAUGAUGCGGACUGUGGAAAAUUUGCAAAGUACUACCGAGCACUUUGCCCGGGUGAAUGGGUCGAGAGAUGGAACGAGCAGAGGGAGAACGGAACAUUCCCCGGGCCUCUUUAAACACUGGUGAAUGAAAUCUUAGGCCGUCGCUCUUCGCCUGGAACUGGCCUUUGUUGUUUCUGUUCCAAAGUCAAAUGGAUUAAUAAGAAAAACGUUAUCUUGGACUGCCUUUUCGAGACUUUUUUCAUAAUUCAGCUUAUCUUUUGUUUGUUUUUUUUUACUUUGCUAAUUAAUUGUCUCAUUGAUAAUGUGAUGGGGGAGCACUCUAUUCAAGUCUUUAUUCAUUCAUUCAUUUUGUCAGGCUUUUAAAGCCCUUUUUGGUGGUUCCACCCUAUUUAAAGUUUGAAAAAAGAACCCAUCCAUUUCUUUUGACAUUCAUAAAUAGUUCUGUUAGAC